AUGGACUCAUCACACGGGGGCACUCCUCUGCCAGAAGAGGCGAGCAAGUUUCCAGAGGGGCUUGUUCUCCCACCAAAAGAUAUCCGAGCAAUUGUCGAAAAGACUGCGGGCUAUGUUGCUCGCAACGGCGCAGUGUUUGAGGACCGCGUCCGUGACAAAGAAAAGAACAAUCCCAAAUUCUCGUUCCUCAAUACAGGUGAUGCAUACGAACCUUUCUACCAGUGGCGACUCAAUGAGAUCAAGGAAGGUCGAGGCAGCGCGCUUACAGCAGGACGCCCUGGUGAGCCUGUUGCUGCUGUUGAGCCCGAAAAGUCAAAAGGACCUCCGGAGCCACCCGCGUUCCAUUUCUCUGCGCGCAUGCCGCCCAUCAGCGCGCAAGAUCUAGAAGUGGUGAAACUUACGGCACUUUAUGUCGCAAAACGCGGAAAGUCCUUCAUGACCGCGCUAUCGCAGCGCGAGGCGCGAAACUUUCAAUUUGACUUUCUGCGACCUCAACACAGUCUUUACCAAUUUUUCACACGACUGGUCGACCAGUACACCAUUCUCUUGCGCCCGGAAGGGAUUGACGAGGCCACUACGCAGGAGCGGCGGAUCUCGAAUUUGGAACACAAUGUGCAGAACAAAUUCCACAUAAUCGAGCGGGCAAAGCAACGGGCGGAGUGGGUGAAAUUCCAAGAGCAACAGAAACAACAGAAGGAGGAAGAGGAAGAAAAGGAGAGAAUUGAGUAUGCGCAGAUUGACUGGCAUGACUUUGUCGUGGUCGAGACAGUAUUGUUCACUGAAAGCGACGAUCAGGCGGAAUUGCCACCUCCAACUUCGCUCAACGAUCUGCAAUCUGCGUCCUUGGAGCAGAAAGCAGCCAUGUCCCUUAACCCAUUGAGAAUUGAGGAGGCUAUGCCAACCGACCUCGAUCAGCCAACCUACUAUAACGCCUACCCUGUCCAAGCUGAGCCUUCCGUCCCCGCUCCACAACCUUCGGUCUCGCCAUAUCCUGUUCAGGCUGCUUCUCCAUAUCCCCCGCCUGCGGGAGACACUGGCAGGCCAUAUCCUCCUCAGCCAGACAUGGUACAGGCCCGCACCGAAUCACCCACACCCGCGCCUGGCCAGCCUCCUAUGCGCAUUCGAUCAGACUAUGUCCCUCGAGCGCAGGCUCGGCGUCAACAAGCCUCCGGUCCCACCGCACUAUGCCCAAAUUGUCACCAGCAGAUUCCAGUCGCCGAAUUGGAGCAACAUAUGCGCAUCGAAUUGCUCGAUCCGCGCUGGAAGGAACAGCGUGCUAAGAACGAGUCCCGCAGUGCCACGACCAAUCUUUCCACUGCGGAUGUCGUGAACAAUCUUAAGAGAAUGGCUAGCCAUCGCAGUGAUGUAUUCGACCCCUCUCUAGCGCCAGAUCCUGAAGAGGAAGCGCGCCGAAAGCGCGUUGCCUUGGGAAAUGACCAGGACGGGAAUCUUCCACCAGGAGUGGCUCCGCCACCAGGCACGGCCAUCGGACCCGGGGGAUUGCCAAAGCCUCCGAACACCAAUAUCGAGGACCAAAUUCGGCACUUUCACCAGCUCGCGAGACGCUAG
Messenger RNA from Penicillium diatomitis, 1569 nucleotides. RefSeq names its product SURP domain-containing protein. Lineage: Eukaryota; Fungi; Ascomycota; Eurotiomycetes; Eurotiales; Aspergillaceae. Gene Ontology annotation, molecular function: RNA binding. The coding region runs from base 1 to 1569 and encodes 522 amino acids. The transcript is spliced from 3 exons. Gene Ontology annotation, biological process: mRNA cis splicing, via spliceosome; regulation of alternative mRNA splicing, via spliceosome. Gene Ontology annotation, cellular component: U2 snRNP; catalytic step 2 spliceosome; U2-type prespliceosome. The record is from RefSeq and is a predicted model, not a curated record.